This is a messenger RNA of Nicotiana tabacum (common tobacco), 980 nucleotides long. RefSeq names its product transcription factor bHLH118-like. Gene Ontology annotation, cellular component: RNA polymerase II transcription regulator complex. The record is from RefSeq and is a predicted model, not a curated record. Gene Ontology annotation, molecular function: DNA-binding transcription factor activity, RNA polymerase II-specific; RNA polymerase II transcription regulatory region sequence-specific DNA binding; protein dimerization activity. Gene Ontology annotation, biological process: regulation of transcription by RNA polymerase II. Lineage: Eukaryota; Viridiplantae; Streptophyta; Magnoliopsida; Solanales; Solanaceae.
AAAAGCUUGGUAUGACCCUUCCAACUUCCGAAAUCCAAGAAAUCUUAUGAAACAUCGGUUAGUUCAUCUCGCAUUAUAAAUAAAACACCAAAAAAGCCAAGAGGGAUCGUGUAAAUCUGAAGAGAGAAAAAAGUCCAUUUUGAGCUAAAAUUAUGGAUGAUUCUGAUCAAUUUGAUUUUGCACAAGUAGAAAACCUCUUACAUUUACUUUGUUCUCCUCCUCCUCCUCCUCCUCCGCCUCCGACAUUGAUUCCUCGAAAGCAAGAUUCAUCAGCUUCAUUACAAACACAAAGCCCUAAAAGGAAAGCUGCAAUCACCAAUUUUGAUCAAGAUGCUGGCAAAGGCAAACCCCCUAAAGAGAAAAAGAAUACUGAGAAGAAAGUCGUACGCAGAGACGUUGAAAGGCAAAGAAGGCGCGAUAUGGCUCGCCUUUACCAACGUUUACGCCUUCUUAUCCCUUCUAAGUAUCUCAUGGGAAAGAGAUCAAUAUCUGAUCAUCUAGAAGAGAUUGUGGAUUACAUAAAAGACAUGCGGAAGGACAUAGAGGAGCUGGAAAGUAAGAGAGAAAGAUUGAAAGAAAUGAGAAAUAUUUGUAGUUCUGAUCAUAUCUCUCACUUGGCUGCACCAGCUUCCUCCUUGAAAAGUGAUGAAAAUCAGGAUAGAAUAAGAGUGAAAAAAUGUAAGGAAGGAGUGGAAAUUUCAGUGAUCAGUAAUUUGGGAGAAGGGUUGACUCUUUCCAAAGUGCUUAGGGUUCUUAUGGAAGAAGGGCUGCUUGUUAUUAGCUGUGUUUCCUCCAAAAUUAAUCAAAGGAGUCUUCACAUUAUUCAAUCUGAGGUGAAUUCAAGAGGGGAUAUUGAUUUAGUAGGGCUGCAGUUCAAGUUGAUGAGUUUAUCUUAUAAAUUAUGAUAUUUUCCCCCCUUAAUGGUUCCUUCAUUGUUUCAUUUAUUACUUUUUGAGUGGAAUGGACUUAUCAUUUUCUUA